AUGGCUUCCCACAAAGAGGUUUGUAUGGCAAAGUGGACUGAGCCUUUGACCAAUGAGCUUGUAAGCUUGUUGGUAAUAGAGGUAACAAAGGGAAAUGGCAUCACUUAUACCUUCUACAAAACAGGAUGGAAUAACAUACAUGCCGAAUUCAAUAAACGGACGAGACUCCACUUUAGUAUAAUUCAGUUGAAGAACAUGGUCAACAAACUGAAGAAACAGUAUAGCAGUUUCAAGAAACUUUUAUUGCAAUCUGGAUUUGGAUGGGAUAAUAUAAACAAUAAGGUUGCUGUGGAUGAUCAAAGUGUGUGGGAGUCUCACAUCAAGAAUAAUAGCAAAUGGGCUCAAUUCAGAAAUGAUGGGUUUCCUCAGUAUCCUGAUUUAUGUAUCGUGUUUGGUGAUACAUAUGCUACUGGAGACUAUGCAGCAGGAAAUGCAGAAGAAGUGGUAGAAUAUGCUAAAGAAGUGGUAUUGUCCUCUGAGAGAGAUGACAAUGGUGGUGACAAUGGUGACGGUGGUAGUGGUUAUGCAAUAAGUGAUCCAGAGGAAUGUGAUGAACAACAUAUUGAUGAGGAGGUCUUCAUACCUGAUACGACUACUACCUCAAAUCUUAAGAAAUACAAGCAGGAUAGGACUCCAAAUUCUAAGAUGAGGAGGAAGAGUAACAGAUAUGAUGUUAGUGACACCUACAAAGUCAUUCAAGAAAUGAUUAAAAUCAGGACUGCUCAAUCAAUAAGUGGCUCUGUGAUCUCAGAUGCCCCAUCAAUUGUAGAUCCCUACUCCACAGCAGCCAUGAUUGCCGUCUUAAAUAGUAUGCUUGAUUUAUAG
Eucalyptus grandis is the source of this 825-nucleotide messenger RNA. RefSeq lists its product as uncharacterized. The record is from RefSeq and is a predicted model, not a curated record. The coding region runs from base 1 to 825 and encodes 274 amino acids. The transcript is spliced from 2 exons. Lineage: Eukaryota; Viridiplantae; Streptophyta; Magnoliopsida; Myrtales; Myrtaceae.